Molecule: messenger RNA, 2062 nt
Organism: Striga hermonthica
Lineage: Eukaryota; Viridiplantae; Streptophyta; Magnoliopsida; Lamiales; Orobanchaceae
Source: the annotation of a GenBank genome assembly
AAGGCGAUUUGGGUGUAGCAGAUAUCGUGGCGAUUGGUGUUAUCAUUGCCCGUCUUUUUGUACGGAGACUUUAAUCGAGUAUUUAGAGGUUGGGUUUCUUCGCGGAACUGGUGAAGUCAUGGCGGCGAACAGGGUUUCGUUCGGUCAGCAACAGCAGAACAGUAAUUUUUCGGGGAAUGGCGUGAAGGAUGCUCUGUAUGAAGAGUUAUGGAAGGCCUGCGCAGGUCCUUUGGUGGAUGUUCCUAAGGUUGGAGAAAGGGUUUAUUAUUUCCCACAAGGCCACAUGGAACAAUUGGAAGCAUCUACAAAUCAGGAGUUAAAUCAAAGGAUCCCGAUGUUUAAUUUGCCCCCGAAGAUCCUCUGCCGCGUAUUCAACAUUCAGUUACUGGCUGAACAAGAUACUGAUGAAGUUUAUGCUCAAAUUACCCUGAUGCCAGAAGCAGAUCAAACUGAGCCGAUAAGUUUGGAUAGUUGUCCUGACGAGCCUCCGAAGCCUGAUGUUCACUCGUUCUGCAAGGUUCUCACUGCCUCGGACACAAGCACGCACGGUGGAUUUUCUGUCCUCCGAAAACACGCUAACGAGUGCCUUCCGCCAUUGGAUAUGAGCCAGCCUACACCAACACAGGAACUGAUUGCCAAGGAUCUUCAUGGAACUGAUUGGCAUUUUAAGCAUAUAUUUAGAGGUCAACCUCGAAGGCAUUUACUCACGACUGGGUGGAGUACAUUUGUUACCUCUAAGAGAUUAGUAGCAGGAGAUUCUUUUGUAUUCCUGAGGGGGGAGAGUGGAGAAUUACGUGUUGGUGUCAAGCGACAUGCCCGCCAACAGAAUUCCAUGCCGUCAUCAGUUAUUUCGAGCCAGAGCAUGCACUUGGGAGUCCUUGCGACUGCAUCUCAUGCCGUUCUCACUCAGACCCUCUUUGUUGUUUACUACAAGCCAAGGACUAGUCAAUUCAUUAUCGGAUUGAACAAGUAUUUAGAAGCUGUUAACCAAGAAUUUGGAGUUGGUAUGAGAUUCAAGAUGCGCUUUGAGGGUGAUGAUUCUCCGGAGCGGAGGUUUUCAGGUACGAUUGUCGGAGUGGAGGAUAUAUCUCCACAUUGGGAAAAUUCCAAAUGGCGAACAUUAAAGGUUCAGUGGGACGAGCCUGCAUCUAUUCCAAGACCUGAGAGGGUUUCUCCAUGGGAAAUUGAAAAAUUUGUUGCAACUGUCCCCACGACACUUCAGCCACCAACAGUGAAGCAUAAAAGGCUCCGGCCGAACAUUGAAAUCUCAGUACCUGAUUCUGUAACUUCAUCAGCAUCACCCGCAUGGAAUCCAUCUCAAAAUCAUAUAAAUCGUGCUUUCGAACCACAAAGGACAAACAACACUGUUAAUUCACAGGCUAGACGACAAUUGGACGGAGGUUGGAAUUCCCCGCUUGCCGUUAAUGCUUCCCAUAACAUGAAUGCUGAUGAAAAAGAAGAGAGUAGAAAUGCUUCAGGAUGGUCUGUUAUUUCAAACCUGAAUGAGGUGAAAAAAUCGGACAGUGUUGCCUCGUGCAGAUUAUUCGGGUUUGACUUGAAAAGUUCUCCAGCGGUGGCCACUUGCAUGAAUUCUCCUAUAAAGCCUGUUGAUAAAAUAAAUGAUGCUAGUGAAGUGUAUGUCCCGAGUAGUCUGUCGGGUGAUUCGGAACAUAAAUCAUCAGGUGUUUCAAAGGAUCUUCUAGAAUCAAAGCAAGAGCAGCUGCCAGUACUGGCAAAGGAAAUUCAAAGCAGGCAGAGUAACUCCUCAAGAAGUCGCACCAAGAUAAUGUACGACAGCAUGAAGACGAAUGUGGUGAAUGUGAUUGAGAGAGGAAAAGUAAGUGAGGAAUACAUUACAAGUGAUGAUGAGCGACGACUCUUGGAACAAUAUUUGGCCGAAGAUUUCACCCGCCAAAACCACCCAUCUGUAAUUAAGGUCUUAUUGGACUCCAAAAAAGAUAGGGACAUUGGAGGUGAGCCCAUGCCCAACCUCAUUUACGUGGCCCGACAGAAGAGUCCAAACAGCCCACACCAUUUCAAGGCCGGAGCCCUCAACACUUUG